Molecule: messenger RNA, 6716 nt
Organism: Notothenia coriiceps (black rockcod)
Lineage: Eukaryota; Metazoa; Chordata; Actinopteri; Perciformes; Nototheniidae
Product: ryanodine receptor 1-like
Exons: 40
Coding region: 41-5194 (1717 amino acids)
Biological process (GO): striated muscle contraction; release of sequestered calcium ion into cytosol by sarcoplasmic reticulum; intracellular calcium ion homeostasis
Cellular component (GO): sarcolemma; Z disc; calcium channel complex
Molecular function (GO): ryanodine-sensitive calcium-release channel activity
Source: RefSeq, a predicted model, not a curated record
AGUGUUCUCCCAGCCUAUUGUCAGCAGGGCUAAGCCAGAGAUGCUUAAGUCCCACUUCAUCCCCACGAUGGAGAAGCUGAAGAAGCGUUCAGGGAAGGUGGUGGCCGAGGAGGAUCAGCUGCGCAUGGAGGGCAAGCAGGAGAUGGACAGUGAGAACGGGACCAUCCGAGAUGAGUUCGCUGUGCUGUGCCGGGACCUGUAUGCUCUCUACCCCCUGCUCAUCCGCUACGUGGACAACAACAGGGCGAGAUGGUUGACCUGUCCUGACCCGGAUGCAGAGGAACUCUUCAGGAUGGUGGGGGAAGUCUUCAUUUUCUGGUCCAAAUCCCACAACUUUAAGAGAGAGGAGCAGAACUUUGUGGUGAUGAAUGAGAUCAACAACAUGUCCUUCCUGACCGCAGACAGUAAGAGCAAGAUGAGCAAGGCCGGAGAUGGAGAGUCUGGAGGCUCAGAGCAGGAGCGUACCAAGAAGAAACGGCGCGGGGACCGCUACUCUGUGCAGACCUCCCUCAUCGUCGCUGCUUUAAAGAAGAUGCUUCCUAUCGGCCUCAACAUGUGCUCUCCUGCAGACCAGGAGCUCAUCAACCUCGCCAAGAUCAGAUACUCACUGAAAGACACGGAUGAAGAGGUUAGGGAGUUCUUGACCAACAAUCUGCAUCUGCAAGGGAAGGUGGAGGACCCCGCUAUGCGCUGGCAGAUGUCUCUUUAUAAGGAGAAUUCCGGGAAGGCAGAAGAUGCAGAGGACCCUGAGAAAGUGGUAAAAAGAGUACAAGAGGUGUCGGCUGUCCUUUACCACAUCGAGGUGACGGAGCAUCCCUACAAGUCGAAGAAAAUGGUGUGGCACAAGCUGCUGUCAAAGCAGCGGCGCAGAGCUGUGGUGGCCUGUUUCAGGAUGACCCCCCUUUACAACAUCCCCGCGCACAGGGCGACCAACAUGUUCUUAGAUGCCUACAAACGCAACUGGUUGGAGACUGAAGGUUACUUGUUUGAGGACAAGAUGAUUGACGACUUAUCAAAAGCCUUGGAGGAAGAGGAGGAAGAGGAAGAGGAGACCGAGACGAAGCCUGACCCCCUUCAUCAGCUGAUUCUUCAUUUCAGCCGAACAGCUCUCACAGAGAAGACUAAACUUGACGUUGACCACCUCUAUAUGUCUUAUGCUGAUAUUAUGGCAAAGAGCUGUCACAUUGGUGAGGAGGACGAAGGGGGAGAUCAGGAGGGGGAGGAGCCAGCCUUUGAGGUGCAACAGACAGAAUUGGAUAAGGAGAUGGAGAAACAGAGACUUCUGUAUCAGCAGUCCCGUCUGCACAACCGCGGGGCCGCAGAGAUGGUUCUGCAGAUGAUCAGUGCUUGCAAAGGCGAACCUGGAGCCAUGGUUUCUUCUACUCUUAAAAUGGGAAUCUCCAUCCUCAACGGUGGCAAUUGUGAUGUACAGCAGCGGAUGUUGGACUAUCUGAAGGAUAAAAAGGAAGUGGGAUUCUUCCUUAGCAUUCAGGCUCUCAUGCAGACCUGCAGCGUUUUGGACUUGAAUGCUUUUGAGAGGCAGAACAAGGCUGAGGGCCUUGGGAUGGUUUCAGAGGAAGGCAAUAAUAAGAAGCUAGAACGUGAUGAGAAAGUGAUGGCUGACGAUGAAUUUACUUGUGAUAUCUUCCGCUUCCUGCAGCUUUUGUGUGAAGGCCACAAUAACGACUUCCAAAACUAUUUGAGAACUCAGACAGGCAGCACCACUACCAUCAACAUCAUCAUCUGCACUGUGGACUACCUGCUGCGACUACAGGAGUCCAUCAGUGACUUUUACUGGUACUACUCAGGAAAAGACAUCAUUGAUGAGCCUGGUAAGAGGAAUUUCUCCAAAGCAAUGACUGUGGCCAAACAGGUCUUCAACAGCUUGACUGAGUACAUCCAGGGCCCCUGCACUGGGAACCAGCAGUCCCUGGCUCACAGCAGGCUGUGGGAUGCGGUAGUGGGCUUCCUGCACGUCUUUGCUCACAUGAUGAUGAAACUCGCUCAGAUGCUCCCUGAUUCUGGACAACGCAACAACGAUCACUUUUGGAGUAGAGCACACUCAGAGGACUCCAGUCAGAUUGGUCUGUUGAAGGAGCUGUUGGAUCUGCAGAAGGAAAUGGUGGUGAUGCUUCUGUCUCUACUUGAAGGCAAUAUUGUGAACGGCACCAUUGCCAGGCAAAUGGUCGACAUGCUGGUGGAGUCCUCCAGCAACGUGGAGAUGAUCCUCAAGUUCUUCGACAUGUUCCUCAAGCUCAAAGACAUCGUGGCAUCAGAUGCCUUCCGGGACUACGUCACCGACCCCCGUGGGCUCAUCUCCAAAAAAGACUUCUCCAAGGCCAUGGACAGCCAGAAGCAAUACUCUCCCUCAGAAAUCCAGUUCCUCCUCUCUUGCUCAGAAGCUGAUGAGAAUGAGAUGAUCAACUUUGAGGAGUUUGCCGAUCGUUUCCAGGAGCCAGCCAAGGACAUUGGCUUCAAUAUCGCCGUUCUGCUCACCAACCUGUCGGAGCACGUGCCCCACGACACUCGCCUUCAGAACUUCCUGGAGCAGGCAGAGAGCGUGCUCAAGUACUUCCGCCCCUUCCUCGGCCGCAUCGAGAUCAUGGGAGCCAGCAAGAAGAUUGAGCGCAUUUACUUUGAGAUCAGCGAGGCUAAUCGCGACCAGUGGGAAAUGCCACAAGUUCGAGAGUCCAAGCGGCAGUUCAUCUUUGAUGUGGUCAAUGAGGGCCAAGAGAGUGAGAAAAUGGAGAUGUUUGUGAACUUCUGCGAGGACACCAUCUUUGAGAUGAACAUUGCGGCGUCUAUCUCUGAGCCUGAGGGAGACGAUGCAGAAGAAGACGACGAUGAGGAAGGAGAUGAAGGCGGGGGAGAACAAACAGAGGCUGUAGAAGGAGAGGAAGGCAAUGGAGAUGAAGUCCCUCCAGAGGCAGCUUCAGCCUUCGCAGAGUUUCUGAAGAGCGUGGGGGACUUCUUCAACAUGUUCACAUUCCGUAACCUGCGACGUCGCUACCGCAAACUUAGAAAGAUGACUGUGAAGGAGAUGGUCAUCGGCCUGGUUACGUUUAUCUACACUAUUCUGAUGGGUAUCCUGAUGUUUGUCUACGGUGUAUGUAAGGGCUUCUUCACAAUCACAUGGAAGGUGCUGUUUGGUGGAGGCCUAGUGGAGGGCGCCAAGAAGAUAACUGUAACGGAGAUAUUAGCCAGUAUGCCAGAUCCCACGCAGGACGAAGUUCAUGGCGACCUGCCACCUGAACCAGGGGCUAGAGAGGACCAAGACGCAGACGGUGGGUCAGACCUCUUAGAUGGUGGGGGAGAAGGGGAGGAAGAGGAGGAUAGCGAGGAGAGGGAAGGUGGACGUCUGCCCGGUUUCAAUACUCCAGGGGGACUCGGGGACUUUGGUGAGACGACGGCUGAAGAGCCUCCGACACCAGAGGGCACACCGCUGCUGAAGAGAAAACUGUUGGAAUCCGCAGUGGGAGAACCAGGAGAGGAAGAGCAACCUGCUCAACCUGCUCAUACCGAAGAAGUGGCUACUCCAGAGACUGAGAAAGCAGACACCGAGAAUGGCGAGAAGACAGAGAAAGCAGAGCCUGAACCUGAGGUAAAGAAGGAGGAGCCCGAGGUGAUAGAAGAGAAGAAAGAAAAGGCCAAGGCGAAGAAGGAAAAGAAACCCACGGAGGAGGGCUUUGAGCUGUGGAAUGAGCUGGAGGUCCAGAGAGUCAAAUUCAUGAACUACCUUUCUCGCAACUUCUACAACCUUCGCUUCCUGGUCCUGUUCAUCUCCUUCGCUCUCAAUUUCAUCCUGCUCUUCUACAAGGUGUCCGACACACCUCGUGGUGAGGAGGAGAUUGAGGGUUCUGCAUUGUUUGAGGGCUCCGGCCUGUUUGAAGGAUCCGGUGCUGAGGAGGAUGGGUCCGGAUUUGAUAACGGAGGUGAAGAUGAGGAAGAAGAAGGUCCCAUGUACUACUUCUUGGAAGAGAGCACAGGCUACAUGGAGCCGGCCAUGGCUUUCUUCGGUAUCGUCCACACUAUCAUCUCCAUCCUCUGCAUCAUCGGCUACAACUGCCUCAAGGUCCCUCUGGUCAUCUUCAAGAGAGAGAAGGAGCUGGCAAGAAAGCUGGAGUUUGAUGGUCUCUAUGUCACUGAGCAGCCUGAGGACGAGGACAUCAAGGGCCAGUGGGACAGGCUGGUGCUCAACACUCCAUCCUUCCCUAACAACUACUGGGACAAGUUUGUGAAGAGAAAGGUGCUGGAUAAAUAUGGUGACAUCUACGGCAGAGAGAGGAUUGCUGAGCUGCUCGGUAUGGACUUGGCUUCUCUAGACGUCAGUGCCAUGACGCAUGAGAAAAAGCCCGAACCAGACACCUCAAUGUUGAGCUGGUUACCAGCUAUUGACAUCAAGUACCAGAUCUGGAAGUUUGGCGUUAUUUUCACUGACAAUACCUUCCUCUACCUGGUUUGGUACAUGUUGAUGUCUCUACUUGGACACUACAACAACUUCUUCUUUGCCACUCUUCUCCUGGACAUCGCCAUGGGUGUCAAAACCCUGCGCACCAUCUUGUCCUCCGUGACUCACAACGGCAAACAGCUGAUGAUGACUGUAGGUUUGCUGGCUGUGGUGGUGUACCUCUACACAGUGGUGGCCUUCAACUUCUUCCGCAAGUUCUACAACAUGAGCGAGGAUGAGGACGAGCCGGACAUGAAGUGUGAUGACAUGAUGACUUGUUACCUGUUCCACAUGUACGUUGGCGUGCGUGCUGGUGGGGGUAUUGGAGAUGAAAUUGAGGACCCAGCGGGGGAUGAGUACGAGCUCUACCGAGUGGUCUUUGACAUCACCUUCUUCUUCUUUGUCAUCGUCAUCCUGCUGGCUAUCAUCCAGGGUUUGAUCAUUGAUGCCUUUGGAGAGCUGAGAGACCAGCAGGAGCAGGUCAGAGAGGACAUGGAGACAAAGUGUUUCAUCUGUGGAAUUGGAAGCGACUACUUUGACACGACGCCUCACGGCUUUGAGACACACACUUUAGAAGAGCAUAACUUAGCCAACUACAUGUUCUUCCUGAUGUAUCUCAUUAACAAAGAUGAAACAGAACACACAGGACAGGAGUCAUACGUGUGGAAGCUGUACCAGGAGCGCUGCUGGGACUUCUUCCCUGCUGGGGACUGCUUCAGGAAGCAGUAUGAGGAUCAGCUGGGAUAAUGUCCUGCAUGGCUAACGUCUGAAGGAGAACGAGAGGAAAGGAGGGGAGGGACAUUAAGAGAGAGAAGAAAUUUACAAAUUUCUCUCCUCCGUUGAAGCUAUGCACACUUUCACUGCACUGAUGUAACACCUGCAGCAGAAUGUCCAUGGAAUAGAUUUGAGAAAAGCUGAAGAGAUAUAGGAGGCAUAAAAAAUGACUUUUUUAUUUCACAAUGAACACACUUCAUGGCCUUUUUAGUGUCAAAUAUACAUACUGUAGACGGCCUUGCAUAACAAUGCAUUUAUACAAAAUGGGCUCUUUCAGUCGCUGCUGCUGUAAACGUUUUAGUGCCUAUAGCAAUGUCACUGCUUUAGCAAUCAGUUUGCUUUAACACAUUUAUUUUAGAUUAGAGUGUAUAUGUUUGUUUUUGUAUGUAGCUGCUGCCAUUUGAUAUUUUUUCUGGUGUUUCAGUGAGAGAAAGUGAUUUGAAGGUAAAUGAUUCAGCAGCUUACAGUCGUAUCUCCAAGAUCCUGGAGGGAGCAGUGAAAGUGGUAAGCGCUCUCUCGUAUCUUCAUCCUUCCUCUCUUGAGACUUAGAAACUUGCCUUCAAACGAACAACCAUGAAUGGGAACUCUCGUUGGACUGACUUGCCAAGAUAAUAAACUUGAGUGUCAUCUGCAUACGUGACAUAUACCUGAGUAACUCAGCUGACAAACCCAGUUUGCACUCUGAAGUCUUACAAUGUGUCCCUCGAAGUAUGUACUCCACUAUCUCUCCUGGUGUGUCUGUGCCAUAUAAGAUAGUGAUGAUGUAUACAUAAAGUAUAUGAGGAUGCCAAGGUUAUUUAUUUAUUGUUUAUACGCAGAUCAAAUCUUCUGAAGACGACCGUUUUAGCCCGUCUGUAUUUCUGGCCAACAGAAUAUUUUAUGGACAAAUAUCUUUCAGUGCAUUGAAAUAACUAAUGAAUGUAUUUAAUGUAUACACUUUGGCCAAAGUGCCAUGUGUACAACUGAUAAAUGCCAAGGCUGCAUAGAGGCCUUAUGAUGGAAAGACAUAUUUUACAUAAAUCAUAGAUUCAUGUAUUUAUUUUAUUUAGGGCUUUAAAUAAUUUGAAAGAUGCUUCCUUGUCAGAGUUUCACAUUUCGUGUGUAUUGUUUGUGAAAACCACAAAGAUGAAGGGACUGUCUCACACUGAAGAAAAUGCCUAGUUUGCAGUCAGAAGAGAUUUUUUUGCUAGUUAGGUUUUUAUGAUAGAUAUUUUUAGGAAUCUAGCAUAUCAGUUGUUUUUCUCAAUCAAAGUCUCAUCCGAUGUGUUGAUCUCAGACAGUUCUAUCUUACUAUGCCUCUUAAAGAUCACACACAAACUCUUAUUUAUUGUCAUGACUCACAGGCAGAGCAGUGGUCUGUUUGCAGAUGACUCUGAAGUGUGUAAUGUUUGCUGUGGUCCACUAGGGGGCCGCUGACAAUACAGAGCUGGAGGGAGAUUGUUACUGACUGAACCCUGUGUUUCAAUACAGAAUAAACAGAUUAUUUUAAGGAGAA